Messenger RNA from Colletotrichum truncatum, 867 nucleotides. RefSeq names its product enoyl- hydratase isomerase family protein. Gene Ontology annotation, molecular function: enoyl-CoA hydratase activity. Gene Ontology annotation, cellular component: mitochondrion. The record is from RefSeq and is a predicted model, not a curated record. NCBI's taxonomy places the organism in Eukaryota, Fungi, Ascomycota, Sordariomycetes, Glomerellales, Glomerellaceae. Gene Ontology annotation, biological process: fatty acid beta-oxidation.
AUGAACUCCUUCAGAUAUCUUCGGCCAAUUGCCUCGCGCCUGCAGGCCCCGACGCUUCCCAGAAUGGCUCGCGGGUAUGCCAGCGGUUCAUACGAAUACAUCCAGGUUUCUACGCCCAAACCCGGCGUUGGACAAGUGACACUGAACCGGCCCAAAGCUCUGAAUGCUCUCUGCACCCCUCUCAUCCAUGAGCUCAACGACGCUCUGAGGGCGUUCAACGAGUCGGAUGACACUUCUGUCAUUAUCCUCACCGGCUCUCAAAAGGCCUUUGCUGCUGGUGCUGACAUCAAGGAGAUGGCCCCCCUAACCUUUUCUGAGGCAUACACCAAGUCCUUCAUCGAGUCCUGGUCACUCCUCACGACACAAGUCAAGAAGCCCAUCAUUGCGGCUGUUUCAGGCCAUGCGCUCGGUGGAGGUUGUGAGCUGUCCAUGAUGUGCGACAUUCUGUAUUGCACCGAAAAUGCCAACUUUGGUCAGCCUGAGAUCAAGCUCGGCACCAUUCCCGGUGCUGGAGGUAGUCAAAGACUGACACGUGCCAUUGGAAAGUCCAAGGCCAUGGAACUGAUUCUGACUGGCAAGUCGUUCACCGGCACCGAAGCCGCGCAGUGGGGACUUGCAGCAAAGGCGUUCCCUUCGUAUGAAGUACUCAUGGAGGAGACGCUGAAGACGGCUGAGACGAUUGCUAGCUACUCUCGUGUGGCUAUCAACGCAUGCAAGGAGGUUGUAAACAAGAGCCAAGACCUGCCGCUACGGGACGGCGUUGAGUUUGAGAGGAGGGUGUUCCACAGCUUGUUUGGAAGCAAUGAUCAAAAGGUUGGCAUGAAGGCAUUUGCAGAGAAGAAGAAGGCGGAGUGGACUCACUCCUGA